AUGCUGCCCACCAGACCCCACCAGACCCCCCUAGACCCCAUCAGACCCCAUCAGAUUCCACCAGACCCCCCUAGACCCCCCCAGAUCCCAUCAGACCCCACCAGACCCCACCAGACUCCAUCAGAACCCCCUAAACCCCCCCAGAUCCCAUCAGACCCCACCAGACCCCAUCAGACCCCAUCAGACCCAACUAGACCCACCCAGACCCCACCAGACCCCCCUAGACCCCAUCAGAACCCACCAGACCCCAUGAGAACCCACCAAAUCCCAUCAGAUCCCCACCAGACCCAACUAGACCCACCCAGACCCCACCUAGACCCAUCAGACCCCACCUAG
Menidia menidia (Atlantic silverside) is the source of this 336-nucleotide messenger RNA. NCBI's taxonomy places the organism in Eukaryota, Metazoa, Chordata, Actinopteri, Atheriniformes, Atherinopsidae. The record is from the annotation of a GenBank genome assembly.